AUGGCACCGCUGCUGCUGCUGAGUCUGGGGCUGAGCCUGGUCUCUGCCCAGACGCUCAACCUGCGAUCCGUCGUGCGCAGGAACUACAACAUGGCCAAGGUCUCAGGGACCUGGCUCUCAGUAUCCAUGGCCUCGAACGACAUGAACCGAAUCGGCGAAAACGGGGACCUGAGGGUCUUCAGCAAGAACAUCAAAGCCUUGCCAGACGGCAGCCUCCAGUUCUCCGUCCACUUCAUGCUGCUCGGGGACUGCGUGGAGGUGACCAUGGUCUGUGAGAAGACAGAGAGGAACGGGGAGUACACCUUGGACUACAAGGGAAAAAACAAGGUGCUGAUCUCCGAGACCGACUACAACAUGUACAUCACCUUCCACCUCCACCACGUCAGCAACGGCACCGAGACCCGCGUGCUGGCGCUUUACGGUACCUGCCAAAAAUACGGAAUUGGGCCACAGAACAUCAUCUACCUGGGUGACAAAGCUUUCUGUCCGGACCUCGGUCGAGCCUGCUGGGCUGUGGCAGGGAGGCGUGGGAAGCGGCCCACUCAGCUGGGCCUGCUGGUGCUGGAGCUGGCGUUGGGGGAGCAGAGCACGUCUGCCCGGAAGGGUGCUCGAGAGGUGGCUGCCGACGGUGCGUGA
This is a messenger RNA of Molossus molossus (Pallas's mastiff bat), 636 nucleotides long. RefSeq names its product lipocalin 9 (gene LCN9). The coding region runs from base 1 to 636 and encodes 211 amino acids. Lineage: Eukaryota; Metazoa; Chordata; Mammalia; Chiroptera; Molossidae. The transcript has 6 exons. Gene Ontology annotation, molecular function: small molecule binding. The record is from RefSeq and is a predicted model, not a curated record.